Messenger RNA from Aspergillus tanneri, 2613 nucleotides. It is a transcript of the gene MSH4, whose product is annotated as MutS family protein MSH4. The transcript is spliced from 8 exons. Gene Ontology annotation, biological process: reciprocal meiotic recombination; mismatch repair. The record is from RefSeq and is a predicted model, not a curated record. The coding region runs from base 1 to 2613 and encodes 870 amino acids. Gene Ontology annotation, molecular function: ATP-dependent DNA damage sensor activity; ATP binding; mismatched DNA binding. Lineage: Eukaryota; Fungi; Ascomycota; Eurotiomycetes; Eurotiales; Aspergillaceae. Gene Ontology annotation, cellular component: nucleus.
AUGUUUUCAUCGAGAGCAUCAUCUAUCGCCACCAGCGACUCCUUCGCCCCUCUCUCUAGACAGACCAACGGGCUACCCAGGACUACCACUCGACCUACCACCACGGCGACAAGCGUUGCUUCCCAGGAUAUCAUCUGUGCUGUUAGCGAAUCCCGCGGUAUUUUAUCGACUGUUGGUCUUGCUUUUGUUAAUCUGUCCACCGCCGAAACGGUCCUGUGUCAGAUAUGCGACAGCCAGACCUAUGUCAAGACGGUGACGAAGAUCGGAGUGUUUGAGCCGACGGAGAUCCUAUUCAUGAAUCCGGCCAAAGAAUCCACGUUAUGUUAUAUAAUUCAAGAAAAUAUUUCGAAUGCCACCAUCACCUUCCUCGAUCGCAAAUUCUGGUCGGAUAGAAGCGGUCACGAUUAUGUAGACCGGCUAGCUUUUCCAGCCGAUGCUGAGUCGAUCAAGAUUACGUUUGGGGGGAAUUAUUUCGCUGCUUGCUGCUUUGCUGCCGUCCUCAAGUAUGUCGAGGUGGAACUGAACAAGACGUUCACUGCGCGCUCUCAUCGCAUCCGCUUUGGGCCCUCACAGGGGUCCAUAAAGUCCAAAAAUAGCUUGUUUGGGCUACUGAAUGAGACCCUGACCCCUAUGGGGGCAAGACUCCUCCGAGCCAACAUCUUGCAGCCUUCCACUGAAGAGUCGAAGCUAUUGGCAAGAUAUGAUGCAGUGGAUGACCUAUCUACGAAAGAGGAGAUGUUAGUAUCUGUCCGACAAGCUUUGAAGGGAUCUGUUGAUGCAGACAGGAUUCUAACAUCGCUUAUUCUCGUUCCUACUAAACAAACCUUCCAAUAUAUCGAGCAAUCCGUCAACAAUAUCAUCAUGUUGAAAACAUACGUUUCUUCGAUCAAGAACGUGUACAAGGCGCUUGCUCCGGCACAGAGCAGCCAUCAAGAGGUAGAACAUUUGAUUGAAGCUACAAUCAACGAAUAUAUAACAUACCAGACCAAGCCGCUUGACCUGAGAAAUCAGCGCAUUUACUGUGUCAAGGCGGGAGUCAAUAGUCUUCUCGAUGUAGCGAGACAAACCUACAAAGAAACAAACAUAGACGCAGCAGAGUUGGUAGCAAAGCUCUCAGAAGCCCAUGGUCUUGGCCUAGAUCUGCGGUUCGAUAAGGCUCGCCAAUUCUACAUAAGCCUCCCAGCAGUAGAUCUAGACUCACUCCCAGAUGUGUUCAUCAACAUAUACCGCAGAAAGAAUCGCAUCGAAUGUCAAACACUUGAUCUCGUCAAGCUGAACCAGAAAAUCACCGACGCGCAUAACCAAGUAGUCAGCAUGAGCGACCAAGCCAUCCAGGAACUGAUCGGAGACCUCUGCACGGAAAUUUCCAACCUCUUCAGAGUGAGCGAAGCCAUUGCCAUGCUCGACAUGUUAGCUGCAUUCGCCCAACUCACCACAUGCAACGAUUACAUCCGUCCGGAAUUGACCGAUGUUCUGGCCAUCAAAUCCGGAAGCCAUCCAAUCCACGAGAAAAUCCACCAGAAGAAAUUCAUUCCUAAUGAUGCUUACGCGACGCAGCAAUCCCGCUUCCAGAUCAUCACGGGUUGCAACAUGAGUGGGAAAUCCACCUACAUCCGCUCUCUAGCUCUAAUGACCGUCAUGGCGCAGAUAGGCUGCUUCAUCCCAGCAGAGUAUGCUUCCUUUCGCAUAGUCCACCAGCUUUUUGCUCGUGUCUCCACGUCCGACGACCUCAACGCCAAUGUAUCCACCUUUGCCGCCGAGAUGAGCGAAAUGGCAAUCAUUCUGCGCAACAUCUCCCCGCGCAGCAUGGUCAUAGAAGAUGAACUCGGCCGCGGUACGAGCACCACCGACGGUCUCGCCAUCGCCAUCGCCAUUGCGGAAGCCCUAAUCCAAAGCCAAGCGCUCGUCUGGUUCGUCACACGUUUCCACGACCUGGCCACGAUUCUAGCCGAGCGGAGCGGCGUCCUCAAUUUGCACCUAGCGGCGGAGAUAUCCUCCGAUGCAUCGAAGAUGACAAUGCUGUACAAGAUCGCCGAAGGCCCCAAUACGAAAUCCUUUUAUGGAUUGACUCUUGCCAAACUGGUCGAUUUACCACCCCUCAUGCUUGAGACCGCGCGAAAAGUAUCCGAGAAAAUGAAUGAGAUUUCCCAGCGUCGACACAGCAAGUCGAGCGCGUUAGCCGUGUCUCUAAAACGGAACCUACUUCUUUCGCUCCGUGAGCAGCUCCUCCAAGCGCGUCAAGGGAGCCUCGAAGGUGAGGGCCUGAGAAAAUGGUUGAAGAAACUACAAGAUGAUUUUGUAUUGCAUAUGGCUGCUAUAGAUGGUGAUGAUGAUGGUGACGAUGACGAGUUCAGCGCCGAGCAGAAUCACAGCACUAAUGAGAGGGAAGACACCACAGAAGUGGAAACCAUAGGUGAAGACCAGUCCGCUAGGCUGGUGGAGUCGUAUGAUACGUCAACGGAUGAACAGAGAUCUGAGUCUUCGGGACGACGCAGAGAGGAUACACAGGGUGAUAUUCCGUCCUCUGCUACCUUGUCGCAAAGGAAAAUACAAAUGCCGGUUGUUGAAAUAUCUUCCGAUAUCUCAGAGAAAGAUUAUUUGUUGAAUGCGUGA